CGAGCGAGGGAGGCCUGGUGUAAACAAACAUGUCUUCCAUAGCAGUUGUUGGUGCGGGAGUUAUUGGUCUUUCUUCAGCUGUUUCUAUCCUAGAGAAAGAUCCCACUGUCAAAGUUACGCUCAUAGCAGAUAAAUUCUCCCCCUAUACGACCAGUGAUGGCGCAGCUGGGCUUAUCAUGCCCUUUGUGAUGGGCAGUACACCCGUACAAUUGCAAAGGUAUCUCGCUCACCUUCAUUUUUUAUUGGGUAGUUUCUAUAUGUCCAGCAGUUGGAAGGGUUUUUUUUUUUUAAUUUUUUUAUAAAAGGCUUCGUGUUUGCAGCCAUACCUUUCUAAAGAAUUAUUUUGGUUUUUUAUUUGAGGAAUUUCUAAGCUUGUGCGUAUCAUUUAAUCGCUUGGUAUGCACAAGCUCUCGAAUUUCGUCUAGUUUUUGGAAUCGCUCUGCAUUUCUCAACAAACGUCAAACAGUUUCACGACCUUUACAUGAGGUAUUCCGUGAGGUUCGUUGAUAUCUCUGACAGCCGGCCACGGUUUACAACAGACUAGGCCAGAAAUGUCUUGAAAAUGUUUGCGUGUAUGUGUAUGCACACGCUCAGAAAAUUCAUCCAGUUGGUAAGUUUUUGAAAUCGUGGGACAUUUCUGAUUAGACGUCUGAUACUUUUAAGAAGUUUUAAAAAAACUUUCAAGGGAAAUUCUGUAAAAAGUUAUGGCUACUUUUCACAGAGUAUUUUCAAAAACCUGUCCAGCUGCCAGUGCCCUACUCCCAAGCUGAAUCAGCUAGGAGAUGUGGACCCCCUAUGGCUGAUUUGGACCCCCCCUCCCUUCAAAACUUACUUCUUUCAGUUUUUUCUCCCUCGUGAAUUUACUUUGCUAAGUUAUAAAAACUAUUUUUCAAGGAUCCUUUGAAUUCCUUCAUAAUUAUACGAUUUAGUGAUCAAAAGAGGAUCCUUUUACAUCUUCUUUCUGUGGUGAAAAGUAAUGAGUCUAAAUAUCCCUUGAUGGGAAUCAGCUUAUGUUGUUUGAGUGUUAUCAUUUUCAAGGGUUUUAGAAAGAGUGUCAACCUAGUAGACUUUGUCAAUUUUGUUUUCAAAUCUACUGGAGAAUGCUUAAAAUAUCAGGACCUAAAGUUGUUGGAUAAUUUGAAGUUAAUUUCACAUCAGUAGCAUCACAUCCUUCCCUUCACCACACCCAUAGUUUUCCUAUCUAAUUAUUGGACUCUUCAGGAGGAACUCUAACCCAAAGAAAUCACUUAUCUCUAGUCUUUCCAAAAAGAGGCAUAAACAGAGGUUUGCAAUGUAGGUUCUUACAUAUUUAAAUUACUGACUUUCAUUAAAAGUCAGAAUUUUAAUAAUUGUUCUUACAGUCAUUAGUUAUCAUAUUUUCUUGUUAAAGAGGGGUUAUUUGCACCCAGGAACUCUUCCCUUUAUUGGGACAUGAUGAGAUCAAUUAAUCAGAAGUCAAACCAUUAGCAAAGGCCUACAAAAUUAACAUGGGUUUCAACCCUCUUAAAGGGAGAGAGUUAACUUUUGAGAUGUAUCACUAGAUGAAUUUCCUUUUUUUCUGACAUCCAGAAAGUGGUUUGAUGAAACUAUGAAAGGGUUAGAAGAGCUAAUGAAGAGGAAGGAUGCAGGCCAAAGUUUGGGACUUUAUAAAUUGACCCUUGUUUCCCUUUCUGAUGAUGAAAAUGCAGAGGUAUAUUUUUUAAUUUAGUUGGAUUUACAUUUACACAUAUAUACUAGUUAUGCAAUACCUACAAACUACAUAUAUCAAUAAAUAUCUUAAGGAUUACUUGUUAUUUAAUGAUACACACUCAUGUGUAUCAUUAAAUAACAAAAGUAACUCUAGGCCAGUCUGCAUACAAUGAGUUUGCAGUCUGCACAUAGUGAGUGAACCUCAAGUUGCAACUCUCAGUCUUUAAAGUUUACAUGUCGCUUUGGAUGUCCAUUCAUGUUGCACUUUAAGGAUAAUUGAAACAACCUACAUGCCUUCCUUUAAGCUGUUUUAAGUCUUGUGGUGCUCAGUACAUGUAUAUGUUACCUUAAAAAAAUAAACUGUUUUAGGACUUUUAAAUACUUCGGCUCACCCUUGGUGAUUGCUACAGAAUUAACUUGGCACUGUGACUUUUGCCUUGUGAGCUGAGAAUCGCCAGCAUCCACUCUUAUUAGGAAAAUUUUUUUGUAGUCCAUUUAGUUUUGCUGGGUCUGUUGUUAAAUUUAGGGUGGUACAAUGUGUUUUAAGGUAAAUAGCAAGAUGCCUGGAGGCAUCAAUUUGGGAUGGAAUGCAUUGGCCAUUAUCAACAGUCACUCUGAUUUUACCUGUGAAAAAAGAUAUUUAAUGCUAACACUUGAAAGUACAGGGAUAAAAUUAAAAAAAAAAAGUUAAAAAAGGCAAAGUUUUAAAAUGAUUGGAUCUAGCAACUGUUUUUUGAAUGUUCAGUAAUGUAAAAUGGUUAGAUAAACUGUUAUAUAGCUUAUUUGAGGAUGAAUUAAAAUAGAGUGAUCGUAACAAAAAUCUUCAAACAAAUUACUGGCACACUUUCAGGAAAGUUUGCUGAUUGCUUUGUACAGUGACUGGAGAGACCAGAGAGACUCAAUUAGUUAAGUUCUUUCAAGGUUAAAACCAUUUAAUACUAUGCUUGGCUUUGAGAUCUGUAGUUGCAAACUUUAUAAAAUUUUAGAUUGGCUCUUUCCAAAAGAUUCUUCAAGUGAUUGAAUGCCUAUAAUUCUGAUGACUAAUAUUACUGGUUGUGAUCAUGUUGGGUUUUCCAAGUCUUUUCUAUGGGAAAUGUGGCUUUAUUAACUGAAUGCAUUGUGAAAAUUUUGCACUAAAUGGGAAAUUUGGCUUACCCUUCCAACCAACAGGAACCCCACUGGAAAGAUCUUGUUGAUGGUUAUCAUGUUCUCACUCAGAAAGAACUUCAGAAGUUUCCUCAGUCAUCCAAGUCAGUAGGAAUUUUUUUUUUGUAAUGUUAUAGUGAUCAUUUUUCAUCAGAUGAAUGACUUAAUUGUAAACUGUGUGCAGAGUGACUGUGAGAGAGAUGGGACCUCCAGCAAACCAGGAUGGCAACGGCAACCAAGACAUGGCAAAACAAAAGAUCUAAUGGGCAGAAUAAGAGCUUAGGAUUUUCAUCGUAACCGCCUAAUGUCCCCACUCAUGUUUAAACACUGAAAUGUUUAUCACUCAUCUUAAUUUCAUUUGUUAAUUCUAUGAAAGGGUGAAUGUAGUUAGUUCUUAUGGUUACUCACUUUUUUUUUCUUUUAAUCAACAGAUUUGGUUUCUCCUGUAGAGUCAUGUUCCUGAAUGGAAAGUAUUAUAAUCCAUGGCUUCUAGAAAGGUAACAUUCUUUUUUUCACCAUAUGUUUGUAGUAUCUCCUCAGUUUAUCAAAAGUUUUAAAUAGAAUGAAACUGCAUAGCGCUCUUUCUAAAUCAGGCAAAGUUUAACCUAUAUUAGGCAUUCACCCUUGCAUAGUUGCCACAGCCGUGGCUUUCUGAUAUUCCUUGACUUUUCUCUGAAAAAUGUAGAAUAUCCCUGAUCAACUAAAUUAAUAUUUGCACAUAUGAACCCUGAUAAUGGUGUCCAACCUCCCUACAUAGCCAUCUUCUUUAUCCAUGCUCUAAGCAAGUCACACGAAGGGUAUGUCAAUUGGUGUUUCCUUGAUGUAAGAUAUAAAAAUAAUUUAUUGUCUUGAAAACCCAACAUCAGUUUGCAUUUCAAUUUGAUUUUACAAUAUUCUACCAAACCAACACGUUUCAUGCAUGGAAAUGUACCAUAGAUAUUGAAAUUUGAAAUAAACGUAAUGAUUGGACAAAAUUUCAUUCACAAAUCAAGUCGAACUUGCUUUACAACAGGAAACAAUAUCAACUGUAAAAAGUGACAUAUCGUUCAUCAAGAAGAGGCUCUGGACAAGAUUUAAUUGUGAUUGUACUUUUCCCUGACUUGAUCAAAGAUCAGUGCAAACUUUCCCUGACUCAAAAGUUUUUCCUUGACUUUUGGCAACCAUGCCAUCGUGUGGGAAAUGCCCAGAUGACAGGUUAACAGAGAUUGACCAAAUUUUUGAAAAAAGUGUGGCAAUAAGUGAUCGAAAAAACAAAAUUUGCAUCCUAAUGCUAACAACUACACUAUAUAAAGUAUCUGUUAUUUUCAAGCUAACAGGGGGUAGUAAGGUGAGCAACUUUCUUAUCAUCAGUACUCAUUCCCUGUGAGACCAUGUAAAGUAAAUUAAUCAGCUUUAAUUGUCUGGAAUCUAAGCUUUGGCAUCUUGGUGAAGCAGGUUACUGAGUUCACUGAGUAUCGGCCAAAGUUAACCGUAAUUUGAUCAAAGGCUUCCAUGAGCUAAAAGACAUUUAAAAAGUUUGUUAUUCUGCUGUUGCAAAGUCGAUCAAAUCUUAGGUUUUCGUAAUACUGCAACCCAAACAUUUCGCGCAGGUUGUGUAGUGUUCUAAUUUUCGAAUCGAAAUCUUUCUAUCAAGUGCUGACUCAAAUCCUUUUGAAUUCGACCAGCAGAAAGUUUAUCAAUAUUUUCAGUUCGGAAAUGCAUUCUUGCCGUUCUACAGUAAUCGUAACACAGCGGCAAGAGUUAACAAUCGCCUCCGGUGAAUAUAAGUAUACAGUUUGUAAGAAAAGGUUGACCUUUUAACCAUCACCGGAAGUAGUGAAUUUGGCACAUGCAAAUUACAAAGAUGACAGUAUAAGACCAAGAAUACAUGAUUUCUUUUUCACAAAUUGAUUCAACCGCCUGACUUUGAAAGUCACAGAAUACAGUUUCGCAAACGUUAUGCACCUGCCAUACAGAAUCAGGCAUUGAUAGAGGAUGGAGUGACGCAAUUCUGUCUGAUAUUGAUAAUCGUUGCCUCACAAUACUGACACAUCAUUUGCAAGCAUUUUAAAAUCAGAGUCUGACAGAAGAGUUGUAUCCAGUUGCUUAUUUAGCAAACUCUAGGUUGCUAUGAACAGCCUUCUUAUCGGCCCCUUUAUCGUCAAUGAACUGGUUGCGAUAGAAUGGAUGUGUCUUGUUCAUCAAAUGCACAAAGUGAUCUCUUUCUCUUUCAUACUGCACUAGAUCUUCGCACAAUCUCGUACUGACAUCUCAUUCUCUUUUCAGCCCUUCGUCUUACUUGCUUAGCUAUUGGGGAUAUCUUCAUUAAACUGAGGUGCACGAGGCCGGAUAGUAAUAUCACAAACUUUAACAGUUUUAAAAAGAUCCAUUACGAGAAAUGUUUUCCUCCUCAGAAAAAGUUGAAUUCAACCUGAGUAACGUUCGUAAAUGUAAUAAAACCCUUUUUGUUUUGCCAUGUUGAUUACACCGGUUACCAACCUUCAGUUGUGAAGAUGUGAAUGGAAUGUCCUCUGAGUACAGGGAAGAUGUCAGUGGUAGUUUAUAAAUUUUUAUAAAACAAAAAUCAUGACUGCAUUAUUAUGUAUUCGUCCAGGUUCAAGCAUCUGGGUGGUGACAUUAUCAAGAAAACGCUAGAUUCACUGAAAGAGGUGAGACAUCUAUACAAUGUGGCAAUAAGUAUGGUUGGUUAACUCUUCUGAAUUAUAUCCAUGCAUAUGUUCUUCCAUCAGCUGAAAAUGCCAGUUUUACACCAUUGUUGAUGUUUGGUUAAUGUGUGGACCUUUUUGGAUCAACUGCACGUUAAAAAUAAAUACGAUAUUAUAGCUUGCAGGUGUCUAUGAUGUUGUUGUGAAUUGCUCUGGGAUGAGAGCAAAGGAAUUGGUGAAUGACUUUUCCAUGGAUCCUGUGAGAGGUCAAGUAUUGAGGGUAAGUCAUUGUCUCAUGGCAAACCUCAAAUUGUGUUUGAAAAUCCUAGUUAAAUUCCAAAAGCGUUUAUAGCGCUCCUUUCGGAAAUUCCAAGUACUAAUAGCUGUGAUAGCGAAGGAAUUCUGUAUGAAUAGAGCUUUCUUGUUCCUUGAUUUCUCACAUAGUCAUGCUCUUAAUCAGGGAGCCCAAUCACAUCUAAUGAACUGUCAUUAAAUGCCACAUCUAAUGAACGCUCACGACAACCUUCAGUGAUACAUUUUUAUCCGCAUGAAGAGAAGACUGCAGAAACAGCUGAUAAUACGUUCCUUCGUGGUACUGUAUCUGAAUAAUGUGUGAAAAAAUAUCCCUUGUCCGCCAAUUCUAGGUGUAUGCACCAUGGAUAAAAGAGGCUUAUGCACAGGAUACCAAGCACCUUCAUAAACAGGAGAGAUACUGUUAUAUUCUUCCACAGUAAGGCGGAGUAGAAUGUUUUUAGGCCUUGACUCAUUAGGAGCUUUUUUAGAUGGAACUUCGUUUUUUAAUCUACUCAUUCAUUUGUCAUCAUCGUAUUUGCAUUCCUUAUAAUUGAAUAUUGAAUAUAAAGCGAGGAGAAGAAAAUGAGGGUUGCCCAAUACACACAAAUAGAUUGCAUCGGAAAAUGUAUGUUAAUGCUUCUAUGUGUUGUGUAUGUGAUGUAUAUUCACUUACAAUUUUAUGUAAAAUGGUCGGAUAUUUGCAGCUAUGAACUCAAGGAAGUUCUAAGGCCUGAAAAAGAAUUCAGGCCUGUACGUGAUAAAUCAAUGUCUAACUCACCUUCUCAGCCACGAUGAUUCCAUUACGAAAUUUUAUGGUCAUGAAAAGUCUAUCCACACUAGGUCCAAGAGUUUUCACCAAUUAAGAAAACCUGCAACGUCCAGCAAAGAAGGCUUCUUUAGAAGCCAAAGGAUAUCAAUCAAUUGCGGAUACAGGGGUAAUUCAGGGGGUCCAUACCUUCUCCUUUCCCUCAUCAUUUGUCCUCUUUACUCACUGUCUAACCCCUAAAUUCUUGCCAUGACAAGAUUGCAUGUUAUUAUAUCGCUGGCAGCACCCGUAGGUAAUAUGAAUUGAAUCUUGUGUUUUGAUUGGCUUCCCGAGCAGGCAAGAUGGGCUCAUCUUAUACGCUCGUGAUUGCCCGCUGUGGUCCCGCGUACGAGAAAAAUUGACUUGGUACUUACUUAGUAAUUUUUGGACAGCGUCAGCAAUUGAGACUCAAAAAGCGGCAGAAGACAGUCAAAAUAAAGAAAAUAUAAACGCCUCGUGGUUUUAUUGUGCUAAACAAGGUUUGCUUUCUUUCCCGGCUCUGGUUUCUUGAUGAGAAAUCCUUCCUUGACCAAGCCUAUUCGGUCAAAAUGGCUGGAGAGUAGCCUCAUCUUUUUUUUUUUCGCUUUUUUUUGGAACUCGACAUAAAAAUGCAAAGGCGAAUUCGGCCAGAAUCCAGCCAUUUUGACCAAACACGCUUGGUCAAUAAGGCAUAUUCACUACUCAAUAUGGGGUGUUUACAAUUAACUUUCUUGAAACAUUUCUUAGCUUUUUUAGGCUACAGUGUAAAAGAGUUAGUGCAUUCUGAAUCAAAGUUUAGAAUACCGUUUAAAAACUUCCAGGAUUCACUCUUAAUUCCAAUAUGAAAACAACAAUUUGGUAACAUACAAACAUUCUUUUUUUAUAUUUUUCGCUGAAAAAUAACACAUGACCACGCUAGCAAAAUAUUAAUGGCUUGCAUUUCUCUUCUUGCAAUUGCAAACGAUCUCUUCGGGUUUUGGUUUUGCUCUAACUUAAAAGUGUCGCAUUUCUGCAUUUAACAAACAAAUGUGCUUGACUUCUGGAAAACGAAAAGACCGCGCGUGAAUCAAGUAGUCUCGGAAUGAAAAAAAUUAUACAAAUGAAACAGACUCCCCCUCUAUUCAUGUUGUUCGUAAUAUCUACUUUCACGAGACGCCUGUCUUAAAAUGACAGUAGUUUAGUUUAAUGAAAACGUUGUCUUCAGUAGCGGAAUCUGUACUAGACAUUUUGGAAUUUUCAUUUAAACCAGAGUUAGAAGGGAACUAAUAACUCUGUACCAAUCUGUUUUUUGAAAGGAUGAAAUUUACACCGUAAUUCAAUAGUUCUUGUGCUUACCACCUCCCACCCCCCGUUUUUUUGGUAUAAUUUCAAGCACGAGAGGUAAUCACCUUUUGUUGAAAGUGUUUUAUUUUUCCUUUGCGAGUGAUGUAGUGUAAUUAAUUCUCACUUGUAAAUCUGUGUUUUGCACAAAUUUUGGUGGAUGAAAUAGAUGAUAAACCCUGCACAGUUAUUCUCGUAGAUUGCAUGCGUAAUUAUAGUUGCCUACUCUUAUUUUCCGCCUACCUUGAAUCCGCCUUUUAACAGAUGAAAAGAGUAACAAAAAUGAAAAGAAAUUUCUUUUCACACAUAAACAAUUGAUUUCAGGAAAACAAAGAUUGCGUGAUAAGAAACACUUAUAGCUCUGAAGCAACCUUUACCGAAUCGGUCUUCUCAGAGAAAACGUAAAUCACAUCACCAACGACUACAACGCAUGCAUAAGUGAUGAACAAACCAAAAUAUAGGCAUGCUUGCAUGCAAGAGAUAUUUUCUUAGCUGGGUAGGUGGAGAUGGGACACUUUGUGUUCGUAACGUUUUAAUAACUUUCAAAAGAACGAAAAUAUCGCAUUCACUUCAAGAGAAAGAGAAAAACGUAAUUUAUCUAAACUCGCAUAGGUAUGGUGUUGUGGUCUAUUGCCUAAAUACUUCUGAGAAAAAGAUAAGUUACAUAUGAGCAAAAACUAAAAUGCAUCGGUGCUACGCCAACUGUAUUCUCCUUCGCAGCCGUUGUUUGGUCUCGUCUAUUCCCCUUUGGAAAGAGAGCCGUUGCGUGACGAGACCAAAUAACGGUUGCGAAACUCGGACUACGCUUACAGCCGUUCCUCCAACGAGAAAGAAAAUCAAAAUUAUUUGUCCACAGUUAGUCGCCUCAAAAUUAUAAUUCCAUGUAAUUUUACUGCGAAAAGCAAACUGAAACUGUUGUAUCUUCAAUAGACCCUAACCAAAGACAUUGCGAUCUCGUAUAAGGGAAGAUGCACUGAGCAAGAGAAAAGGAUCCUAUUCAGAGAGGGCUCCUUGAUUGUUUGUUGCCUCUCUGGACUUUGCCCUUUGUGUGUGAAAUACGUGAUAAACUGCAGGUUGUUAACAAAGAAUUAACGCGCUUGGGUUAAUUCCAAGGUAGCUGAUAGUGAAUUUUAUUCGCAGAAAAAGUUAAAACGCUACUAUCAGUAGCAUAAAGUUUCAUGUCAAUUUUUUUCAGUGGUAUUGGAUAAUGCGAUUAGAAUACGUGAUAAAAUGCAGGUUGUUUACAAGGAAAUGGCAUGUGAUGGAGCGAAGUCUAACGUGGCAAGAUAGGAUUUGAUUGGUUGAAUACAAUUCAAGCGCGUGAAAAAUUGCGUAAUGUUCAUGUAGUGCAAUGAUUGGGUAUGUUCUGAUUGAAGUUUGAACGUUGUUUUCAUAUUACUUGAUGGAAUGGAAGUUGUUUGGCGUGUUCGUUGUGAGAAAAGGAGUUGAAAAACACGUUUUAACUUAAAAAUGACACAAUAACAAUAAAUGCCAACCUUUCUUAUCCCGAUAAAUCUUGACUUCACUCGACGAGGCUCUUGCAAAGGCCACAAUCAUAAUACUUAUUAAAUGAGCCCAGCCCUCUGAUUCCAUGACAUAAGUUACGAGAAUACAAUACCCAAACACCGUGAUUGGUGCAUGAUAUCCAAAUGCUGUGAUGUGGUUGAUGCGAGAUACAUACCCUAAUGCGGUAAUCUGAUUGGUGCGAGAUACAUACCCUAAUGCGGCGAUCUGAUUGGCGGGAGCUACAUAACACUCUACAUGCCAGCAGAGAGUUACCUUUUUUGUAGAUUAUAAAACUAAAAAAACCGGCAAAUUUAGAAACACGGUUGAAUAAGCUGCAAGGUUCUUACUCAAAACGGCUACAUAACUUGGCUUUUUAUCAUUAAAUCUUCUACAUCUACAAUACACAUAUCAGAAUAUAGUUGCCAUAUGAAACGUUAUAUGGCAACUGACCUAAUGAUCGACUACCAAAUGUUGACUUAGACGUGGAAAUGUGGAGUAAAGUACCAGUUAUCCCGAAUGUAGGAUUAUUUAGCUAUAAUUGUAGAAUGAACUCAAACAACGUCAUUAAACCCGUUAUACCAUCUUCGAAUUGGCUAUAUUAAUCAGAGCAGCCCUACAAAUACUUAUACCGCGCUUUCAAGAAAAAUGAUCCAAAAUAGACUUUCAUCGUUUUGUAAAAUACCAAUUAUUUCAGAUUUCACACCCCUUAAAGAUGCAUUCUUUGUGAAAUCGACCACUGUAGAAGACAAACAUUUGAAAUCUUUUUUUUUCCGUUUUGGUUUUUGGGUUUUUUAUGCAAUACCUUCCAUUUGGCAGCCUCGGAGGAGUAACUCGAUGGCAAAUUUCCAAUUCUCGAUCUGCUCGACAUAUCGAUUGUAAUAAAUUAAUAGGAAUGCAAAAAAAUGCCGACAUUCUUUAAGAGGGUGAUCUCUGGUGACUGACAUUGUGCCAUUUGAUUUUUGUUUUUGCCGGCUUAGUUCCCCUCGAAAAGGAAAAAAAUAAAAUGGGUUUCACUUCCAUCGAAUUCAACAUCUCACAACCUCGUUUCAUGCCUUUGAGAAAAAGACAUAUUUCACGCAUACUGCACAUGUCUGUGCAAAGCGCUGUUUCGCUUAAUCGAUUAAAGAACACGAUAUAUUUCACGUGAUCCGCCCUGGAAAUACGUUGUUUUGCUUCGUGGCUUUAAAGCGAGGCAUAUUUCACGUAUGCUACAUUUGUCUGUGUUGAGUGCUGUUUCGCUCAAAGGCUUGAGAAACUAGGUGUAUUUCAAGUCAUCCGCGCUUACCAUGAGUUGUUGCUCUUCAUUGCUGUAAGAACGAGGCAUAUUUCACAUGUACUGCGCUUGUCUGAGUUUAGGAUUUCCACUAGAUUUCUAGUCAUUCCGAUGGACACGGCUGUUUCACUCAAACGCUUGAGAAACAAGUUAUAUUUCAAGUCAUCUGUGCCUGAAAUGAGUUGUUUCACUUCAUGGCUUUAAGAACGAGGCAUACUUUGCAUAUACUGUAUUCGUCUGUGUUGAGCGCUCUUUCGCUUAAAGGCUUGAGAAGCGAGGUAUAUUUUAAGUCAUCCGCGCUUGAAAUGAGCUGUUGCGCUUCAUUACUGUAAUGACGAGGCAUACUCCACAUAUCCUGCAAUUGUCUGAGUUUAGGUUUACCACUAGGCUUCUGGUUAUUCCGAUGGGCUCUUUUGGAUUCCGUUAGACUCCAUCGGCUUCCAUCGGACAACAUUUCUGCCCUCCCUGAUGUUUAUCUGACUUCCGGUAACACACCUUCCGUUGGAAGGUGUCACGAAUAUAAUUUUGCCUAUUCCAUCGCAAAACCACGUUUUAUAUCAGAAUCCAUUGGUGUGUAUCGGACAUAUGAAGAAAAUUAGAGAGAUUUAAGCAGCUAUUGGUUUUGAAACCUACCUUUGCCAUUCUCUCCCCAGAGCAAAUGGUGAAGUUGUUCUUGGAGGGACUGGGUAUCAUCAUAACUCAGACACAAGAAUAAGUGCCGGUGAUACGCGACACAUUCUGGAAGUGACAAGAGAACUAGUACCUAGUCUCGCUGUGAGUUAAUCAUUUAAUAAUGAGACUCUUUUGCCAUAUGUCAAAUCUAAAGGAAGUUUUUUGUCAAAUUUCCAAAUGCAGAAGAAGAAGUUGAAAAUAUCUUAGUCUGUGGAGUGUAUGGAAUAGAGAAGUGUUGAAGCAGAGAUCAAGUAUUUGAUAUUAUUGAGCAAGUUAUUGAUACUUUCGAAUAGGAAUGAUUUGUUAUUUGGUUUAGCGUGCGAUUCGGCAAUUAAAUUUUGAUGUCCUUCCGCAAGUGGAAACGGAUACUUGCGGUGACGACUCCGAACUCUUUCUCAAGACAAAAAUGUUUUUAUCUUUGUUAUCUUAAUGAAAAUUUAAGCCCAUGGCACAGAAGAAAAACCCUGUGAAACCUUGGGCCUAUACGUUGUACUUCAUCGGGAAGACUUGGUGGCUCUACAAUUGUGAGGGCUUAUGUCACCAGAAGAGUAACCGAUGAAACAAACAAUCCGACCUUUAUUUAGUUCUUUUUAACAAGGUCGAAUACGAUAAAUUUUGAGCUCAGUCAUCGAAUUGAGAGAGAUUUUGUUUUUAUUAGGGUAGGACAAAGACAAAAUUUAUUCUCCAUAGAGGACUUGACCCUCAGGAAUUGGGAUUUGGUAGUUUGAAGUUCUGUCGAUGAGCAUCAGAGAAUUCGAUAGUUCGCGAGGUCGUUGUAUACUAAGUUAAUAUUUGACAAACCUCCUGCCCUCCGAUAAGAUCAUCAAUUUAGCAAGUGUUAGGAGCUUGAGGACCAUAUGACUGACUGGGUGAAAAUGCCAAUCCGCGUUGGUGUGUACAUUAAAAAAAUGGGGAAAUUUCAACCUUCUUUCAGCCGGAUCAAUUCAGCUCUCAGUCAGGGUUACCUAACAAGGAGGGCCGGCCGGCUUGACAACGUUCUUCAUGCGAACGCUGGGAAAGAUUUGACUGCAAAAGGGUUACCCAUCGGAGUAAUUUAACCCGUGUUAAAAGUUUGAUUUUUUUUUCUCUUUUAGCGAGCUCCAGUGUUGGAGGCGUGGGUUGGACUACGACCUGGUCGACCCACUGUCAGGCUUGAAAAGGAAGUUAUGAAAUUUAACAGCAAUCUUGGAAAUAAAAAAACCCUGAAAGUAAGCUUGGAACUUAUCAUUAGUAUGUUUCAAUAGUGUGGUAACAGUAACAAUUUCAUCAUUCUAUUAUGUUCAGUUUCCACUGGGUGUCCACACAAACUCGUUCUUUUUGCUAUGUAUUGUAUAACUUUGACCGUUACUAUGGAUGGUAUUUUGUUUCGAAGUUAUGACAUGAUAUGCUUGCGGGUUAUGGCUAGGUAUAUUGCAAUCCUUUCUGCUCUUUAAACAUUUCUGCCAAACACAUUACGGUUUUGUCCUUGUGUAUCUCUGACACACCAACAUGCGCUUAACAAUCACGCAUGGAUGAGCGCCCUAAAAGCCCACAUAUAUGAGUCAUGAAAAAGUUUUGUUCAUAUGUGAUUGCUUCGUGCAUGAGCAAUAAAUUGUAUCAUGUGCAGGAAACUACCUCAUACACGAGAAAGGUAAAAAGUAACUCCGAAUCGCGACUUUCCUGUUCACACUUGAAGUCAAUCUCUAAUUGUGAAGCAAGUCAACUUCCCAUUUCACACAGCAUUCUGAUAACUGAAUUAUACAUUCUUUGUAACUGAAAAAAUCGUAUUCCAUCCGAGAAUACAGGACAAUUACGUAAUUAUCACUGUGACUGUGCAUCGAAGAGCAUAGAACGUCAUGAAACUUCUAAAGCACCUCAUGAACUUAUCAGUUACACGAUGUUAGGAUGUAAUGCUCGCAGUCUAAUAGAAGACAAUUCACAGAUUGCAAUAAAUAAUUUGUUGGAGAACUUUGAACAACCACGGCUGUGAGAAACAUGAAUGAGAAGGAAACCAACCUUACAAAAAGGGCCAUUCAGUUCGAUUUCUUUAGAGUUACUUAGAAACUUUCUCGUGCAUGAGGUAGUGCAGGCAUACGUGGUGAUCCAUUGCUUUAUAUCAUUGCGGCAUAUUAGUGUAACGCAGCAAUAAUGUACAACGUGACUAACCGGAUAGCCACCUUCAUGUAUGAACGCCGGAACAGUGCUCCUCCUCUCGAGUGUUAGUCGCACUUCUUGUUCAUCUUAUGCUUAGGUCUGCUCUACUGAAAAAUGUCCAACUACGUCUGCAGUGCAAGCUAGUUUGUGAUAGCCAGUUAUAAAUUAAGUUUUUCUUUGUGGUUUAUUGGUUUUUUGCUGUUUGAAGGUUGUCCAUAAUUAUGGUCACGGUGGUGGAGGACUCACAGUACACUGGGGUUGUGCCAAAGACUGUACUGACUUAGUGCUUCAAUUUCUCGCAGAGGGGCACAAAGCAAAACUUUGAAAGUCAAAGAUUUUGAAGUUAAAGUGCCCUCGUCUACAUCUCAUCGAUAUUCAUCAUAUUACAAACAUUCAGAAUAAAAAGCUCCCUCCACAAGUGAAAACUAUGCGACACUCAAAAAUUGAUUUAUUUUGACAGCUGACUGAGAGAUUAAUUUGGGUACUGAAUGAUGUUCAAAAUGAUGUAUCAGGCUUAUAGGUUACAGAUUAGGAGUCUAGUCAUCUCAAACCGCUCGGACACCAUCAACUAAUAGUUCAGGAUGGAGACAUUGAAACGAGUUUCGGAAGUAGUACGUGUUUGCAUUUGUUUACCUCAUGUCACUGUCAGUCCCUCUAACAAAAUAAAUGCAAC
Messenger RNA from Pocillopora meandrina, 14135 nucleotides. NCBI's taxonomy places the organism in Eukaryota, Metazoa, Cnidaria, Anthozoa, Scleractinia, Pocilloporidae. The record is from the annotation of a GenBank genome assembly.